Hevea brasiliensis (rubber tree) is the source of this 1695-nucleotide messenger RNA. RefSeq names its product mediator of RNA polymerase II transcription subunit 25-like. Gene Ontology annotation, biological process: positive regulation of transcription by RNA polymerase II. The transcript is spliced from 8 exons. NCBI's taxonomy places the organism in Eukaryota, Viridiplantae, Streptophyta, Magnoliopsida, Malpighiales, Euphorbiaceae. Gene Ontology annotation, cellular component: mediator complex; transcription regulator complex. The coding region runs from base 250 to 1476 and encodes 408 amino acids. The record is from RefSeq and is a predicted model, not a curated record.
ACUAGGCGUCCUAACGAUGCAUCACUUUUUUUAAUGUAGGGAAAAGGGAACAUCCGAGCAGCAGAUCCAAUAGUUGACAAUGUUAAAAAUCCUCAUUUUCUUGUUCUGAUCUCUGAGAACUUCGUGGAGGCGCGUGCUUCUUUAAGUCGUCCUGGAGUUGCAAAUCUACCUUCUAAUCAGAGUCCUGUAAAAGCGGACGUCGCUUCAGUUACUUCUGCUGCAGGGCCAGCUGCAUCAGGAGGUGUUAGCAUGGGUCCAUCGGUACCAGGCAUGAGCCAAGGAAAUCUUUCAGGGGCACAAAUGGUGCAAAGUGGAAAUGGCACGAAUCAGAAUGUGAUGAGUGGUCUUGGUCCAUCGGGUGUCUCUUCUGGAAGCAGCACCAUGAUUCCAACUCCAGGAAUGCCUCAACAAGCACAAAGUGGGAUGCAGUCUCUUGGUGUGAAUAACAACUCAGCAGCUAAUAUGCCAUUGUCACAGCAGACAACAAGUGCUGUGCAACCAGCACAAUCCAAAUAUGUCAAAGUCUGGGAGGGAAAUUUGUCUGGGCAGCGUCAAGGACAGCCUGUCUUUAUCACCAAAUUGGAAGGUUACAGGAGUGCUUCGGCUUCUGAGACGCUUGCUUCAAACUGGCCACCAACAAUGCAAAUAGUUCGGCUUAUAUCUCAGGACCACAUGAACAACAAGCAGUAUGUUGGAAAGGCUGAUUUUCUAGUAUUUCAGGCAAUGAAUCAGCAUGGAUUUCUUGGACAACUGCAAGAAAAGAAGCUUUGUGCAGUCAUCCAAUUGCCAUCACAGACAUUACUGCUUUCUGUUUCAGACAAAGCCUGCCGCUUGAUAGGGAUGCUCUUUCCGGGGAACCUGGAUAUGGUUGUGUUUAAGCCUCAAAUAUCCAGUCAGCAGCAACAAAUGCAGCAGCAGCAUCACCAGCAGAUGCCACCGCAGCAGCAUCCACAGCUACAGCAGCAACAGCUUCCACAGCUGCAACAGCAACAACAACUUCCACAGCUACAGCAGCAGCAGCAACUUCCACAAAUGCAGCAGCAGCAUCACCAGCAGAUGCCACCGCAGCAGCAUCCACAGCUACAGCCGCAACAGCUUCCACAGCUGCAACAGCAACAACAACUUCCACAGCUACAGCAGCAGCAGCAACUUCCACAGCUACUGCAGCAGCAACAGCAUCCCCAAUUGCAGCAACAGCAACAACUCUCACAGCUUCAACAACAACAACAACAGCUUCAACAGCAGCAGCAGCAGCAGCUUCAGCCGUUGCAGCAGCAGCAGCAGCAGCUUCUGCAGUUGCAGCAGCAACUGCAGCUUCUGCAGUUGCAGCAGCAAGUUCCACAGCAGCAACAAUUGGUUGGGACGGGAAUGGGUCAGGCAUACGUUCAAGGUCCAGGACGGUCACAAUUAGUUUCUCAGGGACAAGUUUCAUCACAAGGGCCAACAAACAUGCCUGGAGGUGGCUUUAUGAGUUAAAAAGAAAAUCAAUUAAUUGGGAGCAUAAUACAUCAGUGUUAAAAAAAAUUAAAAAAAAAAUAAAUAAAUAAAAACACCUGAGCAAUUAUAUUGACCUGUUGGAUCUCUUAGACAAGUAAUUUUAUCAACAGGGGUUUAAAAUCUAUUUAUGGUAUGUAAAAUAAUGAUAUUAUCGAAUCUGGCCUUCCUUUCUAUUUAUCAGCAAACACCUUGUGCUUA